GCGCAUACUCGUACCGCGAUGGGUCGCCUUUAUUUAUGCCACAUGCGGGGUCAAUCAUUCCGAGACUGAACCCCCACGAAUUAUCCAUGAAUGAUAGUCGGACAUGCGGAGCUCGUCCCCACUCGACGGGAUCUCGGGGCGAGCGCCGUCAUGCUAUCCGCUAGGAUGUCGAUCUGCCGCCAGGGUAUUUAUUGAUACGGCUUGUUCGUUGGAUGUACUUGUAAUGAACAAGUCGGGUACAGUCCCAGCAAUUUCCACCUAGCCGCGGAAAUGACGUUGGACAUAGAUUACGUGCUCUCCCACCUCACCCAGGAGGACAAGAUCGCCCUUCUCGCAGGCACCGACUUCUGGCACACCCACCCCAUUCCCGAGUUGAACGUGCCUUCAAUUCGUACCACCGACGGCCCCAAUGGCGUAAGAGGCACGAAGUUCUUUGCUGGUGUGCCGGCCGCCUGUUUGCCCUGUGGCACCGCCUUGGCGUCGACUUGGGAUCAGGAUCUACUGCGCGAUGCGGGAAUCUUGAUAGGAAAAGAAUGUCUGGCAAAGGGAGCACACUGUUGGCUUGGUCCAACAAUCAAUAUGCCCCGAUCACCCCUCGGCGGCCGGGGGUUUGAAUCUUUCGCAGAGGACCCGCAUCUCGCCGGAAGAAUGGCCGCCACAAUGAUCACAGGCUGUGAGAGUACUGGGGUCAUCUCCGCCGUAAAACAUUUUGUGGGUAAUGACCAGGAACAUGAGCGGAGGGCUGUGGAUGUCCUUGUCACCCAGCGCGCAUUGAGAGAGAUCUACCUGCGACCGUUCCAGAUCGUAGCCCGUGACGCGUGUCCAGGGGCUCUGAUGACUUCCUACAACAAGAUCAAUGGGAAGCACGUUGUAGAGAGUAAAGAGAUGUUGGAUAUGGUCCGCCAGGAAUGGAAGUGGAACCCGCUGAUCAUGAGUGACUGGCUGGGGACUUACACUACGAUUGACUCGAUGAACGCCGGUUUGGAUUUGGAGAUGCCGGGCCCGUCGCGGUAUCGAGGUCGAUAUGUGGAAUCCGCCCUGCAGGCAAGGUUGAUCAAGGAGUCGACCAUCGAUAACCGCGCACAAAAGGUCCUUGAGUUUGUUCAGCAAGCAAGCAGAGCCCCAGUGUCCGCCGUGGAAACUGGAAGAGAUUAUCCGGAAGACCGGGCGCUGAAUCGAAAGUUGUGUGCCGAUAGUAUCGUGCUUUUGAAGAAUAGGAACGAUCUUUUGCCUUUGCCAAAAACCAUCAAAAAGAUUGCCCUGAUCGGCUCACAUGUGCGAACUCCAGCGAUUUCCGGCGGUGGCAGCGCGUCGUUAGAACCGUACUAUACUGUUUCAUUGUACGACGCUGUCAGCGAAGCUCUUCCCCACACCGAGAUUCUCCAUGAGGUGGGCGCUUAUGCACACAAAAUGCUCCCUGUGAUCGACCGGCUCCUUAGCAAUGCCGUAAUGCAUUUCUACAACGAGCCCAUCGGGACGGAGCGUAUCUUACGUGCCACACAGCCGAUGUCGAAGACGGCCUUUCAACUGAUGGAUUUCAAUGCUCCGGAGCUCAACAGAGGACUAUUCUAUGCGACACUAACCGGUGACUUUACACCAGAUGUGUCAGGUGUGUGGGACUUUGGCCUCACAGUCUUUGGCACCGGCACCCUGUACGUCGAUGACGAACUCGUCGUCGACAACACCACGCAUCAAACCCGAGGAACAGCAUUCUUCGGCAAAGGAACGGUACAAGAGCUGGGAUCGAAGACUCUCAACGCGGGACAAACAUACAAGAUCCGCAUCGAAUAUGGAUCUGCGAAUACCAGCCCCAUGAAGGCGAUCGGCGUGGUACACUUUGGUGGUGGCGCAGCGCACCUCGGAGCAUGCUUACAUGUCGACGCCGCAGAGAUGGUGCGCAGUGCUGUUAAGGCAGCCGCAGAGGCGGAGUACACUGUUAUCUGCACGGGCCUGAACCAUGAGUGGGAAUCCGAGGGGUUUGACCGGCCAGACAUGGAUCUCCCACCUGGAAUUGAUGCAUUGAUCGCCUCUGUUCUGGAGGUAGCCGCAAAUAAAACUGUGAUUGUUAACCAGUCCGGGACGCCGGUGACGAUGCCCUGGGCUGAUAGAGCGCGAGGGAUCGUUCAGGCCUGGUAUGGAGGUAAUGAGACGGGCAAUGGUAUCGCGGAUGUGAUAUUUGGGGAUGUCAACCCAUCCGGCAAACUGCCACUAUCGUGGCCGGUGGAUGUGAAGCAUAACCCAACAUAUCUGAAUUACGCCAGCGUGGGGGGUAGGGUGCUAUACGGCGAAGAUGUCUAUGUUGGGUAUCGGUACUACGAGAAGCUCGACCGGGAGGUGCUAUUUCCAUUUGGACACGGCCUUUCCUAUACGACCUUCACUGUGAAUCCGGAUGUGGUCUUCUCCCAGGAGGCUUUGAGGCCCGAGCAACCGCCAACUGCUGCGGUACAAAUUAAGAAUACUGGCAAGGUAGCUGGUGCGCAAGUCCUCCAAUUGUAUAUCUCCGCUCCCCAUUCCCCCACACCCCGCCCGGUGAAGGAGCUGCACGGAUUUACCAAAGUUCACUUGCACCCCGGGGAAGAAACGGUGGCCCAUAUUCGUAUGGAUAAAUACGCCACAAGCUUUUGGGAUGAAAUUGAAGGCAUGUGGAAGAGCGAAGAGGGUGUGUAUGAAGCCCUGAUAGGUACAUCAAGUCAAAAUAUCUUGGCUCGGGGGACAUUCAGGGUGGACAGGACGAGAUAUUGGCUUGGAUUAUAACCAGGGAUCUAUCUCCCUAGCUUAGCCGCAAAGAAGAUCUACACCGGAUAAAUUGAAUGCAUUUAGCCAGACUUUAGCUUAAUGCUGUGGGGGCACCCCCGGGCCUAUACUUCGAGACAAUCCGGGGUAAGCAGAUGAUCAUAUUUCGUAUAAAGCAGCCACUCCGACUACUGAUCACUCCUAGCCUAUAUUAUCCCUGGCCCUUGGGCCCCUCUUGGCAGUCGGUUAGGGAGAUUGCUCCGGCUUAAAUGCAUUGACAUCCCGGGCGAUUGGUGGAAUCUCGCUCAAGUUCCCGGGGGCUUUUCAAUUAGGGGCCUCGGUUCCUGUCUCCUGUUUAACGGUUCCUCUUCUCCGCCGACCAACAGCAAAGGAGUGUAUCUGAAGUCACCGGUCAUGGUCAUAUCCGUCUCGUAUGCGGCAAGAGACAUUCU
Messenger RNA from Aspergillus pseudonomiae, 3185 nucleotides. Its product is annotated as beta-glucosidase H. The coding region runs from base 271 to 2754 and encodes 827 amino acids. Lineage: Eukaryota; Fungi; Ascomycota; Eurotiomycetes; Eurotiales; Aspergillaceae. Gene Ontology annotation, molecular function: beta-glucosidase activity. Gene Ontology annotation, biological process: glucan catabolic process. The record is from RefSeq and is a predicted model, not a curated record. The transcript is spliced from 3 exons.